AUGGAUAAUCCGUUUUCUCAAUACCGUAAACCGAUUAUACUGGAAAGGCUCGCAUAUGGUAUAAACCAAGCUGGAGCGACUCAAAAAGAUAAAAAAAGAUUAGCCUUAACAGCAAUUAAGUAUCUGAAGGAACAGAAAUAUACUAAUUCGAUACAUUGGGACCUAUUUUUAUCUAACAGUGGUUUAAAACCUGGUGAUGUGACUACAACUAAUUCUGAUGACGGAGAACGAGAUGUUAUCUUGGAGAAAGUAAUUGCACAUGAAUAUGCUGACGCAUUGCGCAUGAUAGAAUCAAAGGAUAUAGACCAAAAACAAUACUUCCAAAAAUUAGAAUGUAUUGCAAAUGUGCAUAUGUUGGCGAAAGAUUAUCAUAGUAUACAAGAAUUAGGUAAUUAUUUGAAAGACGUCAAGUUAAAUGAUUUUAACGGAUGCGAGGAACAGUCAAUCAGAUACCUUAGGGUACUUCUCUGUGCAUCAUAUUUUUCAGAAGGGAAAUUUUUUGAGUGUAGUUCUCAUUUCUCUGAAUAUGUUGCUGAUGAUAAUACAUUUUUUGAUCAUACAUCUGGAUCCAUAUUCCUGAAAAAGGAAGUCAUCCUGAUGGCGACAAUAUCAUCUUUAGUUGCUAUACCGCUGGAUAAUUAUUCAACGUUUUUAUAUCUUACAAUAGCCAGUAGAAUCAGAAGUGAGUCCUUGAUAAUGUCAAAAUGUAUGGAACCUUUGAUCCAAACAAGAUUUAAGGAUUUUUUCAAAUAUUGGAAUGUUACCGUUGCAGAGACUUGUGCUCCUUGUUUUUUCGUUAUUGGUCAAUGGGAAUUUGCACAACUUCUAAUGAGAUGUAAGAUAUAUUUCUUUUAUUUGAGAAUAUCUACAAGAUUAGAAAUAUCGUACAUAUCCAAGAUCUUAAACGUUGAUGAAAAGCAAACUAGAGAUGAAAUUCAAUACUUGAUCGAUUCAACUGGAUUAAAUAUCCAAAUUGUGGAUGAUGUUAUAUCAUAUAAAAAUAAACAUGUAUUUCAAGAUGCAGUAGAAACGUUGAAGGUGAACGAACUUCGUCUUGAAUCAAUCUUGGCCGAUCAACAGAAAAGCAAUGCAAAAUUAAAGGAUGAAGUGCAACAGAGUAUUAUAAACAAUGAAGAAUCUAUGGAAGAGACAGUUAGAAGAGAGCAAGCUAAUGCUAUUGAUCAACAGUUAUAUCUUAAUGAGGAAGAGGACGAUGAUGAUAUAGCGAUGGACACCAAUGAAUAA
This is a messenger RNA of Maudiozyma saulgeensis, 1245 nucleotides long. NCBI's taxonomy places the organism in Eukaryota, Fungi, Ascomycota, Saccharomycetes, Saccharomycetales, Saccharomycetaceae. The record is from the annotation of a GenBank genome assembly.